Rhododendron vialii is the source of this 1910-nucleotide messenger RNA. Its product is annotated as beta-galactosidase 8-like. The coding region runs from base 1301 to 1717 and encodes 138 amino acids. Gene Ontology annotation, cellular component: vacuole; cell wall. Gene Ontology annotation, biological process: carbohydrate metabolic process. Gene Ontology annotation, molecular function: beta-galactosidase activity. The transcript is spliced from 5 exons. The record is from RefSeq and is a predicted model, not a curated record. Lineage: Eukaryota; Viridiplantae; Streptophyta; Magnoliopsida; Ericales; Ericaceae.
AUGCCAAUUUUGGCUUGAUUUUUCUAAUUGUACCCCUCAAUUGUAAACAGUGCAGACUUAGCCAUCUGGGUAAUUCGGUCUUUUCAGCCCAUCUGGAAAGCAUGAACUACAUCACGCCACGUCUCGCUCUCCCCCCUUGCUUCUCUUCAGCUGAUUCGAGGAAAACACAUAUACACGCGCACACACACACAUAGAGAGACUGAGAGAGAGAGAUCUCGCUCUCCCACCUCCUCCAUGAUUUCUCUCGCCUCCUCCGUAAUUUCCUGCUACUGCGAUUCACGAUAAGAGAGAGAGAGAGAGAGAGAGAGAGAGAGAGAGGAGACAGUGUUGGACGGAAGAAGGAGAAGCCUAGGCGACGGACGGUGAGGAGACAGUGCUUAGAUCGACGGCUCCUGCAUGUGCUUCUAAGGUUUCGGUGGUGAAAUUAGCGGUUGUUGGUCGUUCUGUCUGGUACGGUUCUUGUUUCUUGCAUUUCUCUUUUCUGUGUCGAUUUAUGGACGUGUAGUGCGUUUCGGUUUGCUUCGUUUCGUUGCGUUGUUCUUUGCUUAGAUCGACGGCUCCUGCAUGUUCUUCUAAGGUUUGGCUUGAUUUUUGUGAUUUUUUCAAUUUAUUUUCUUCAUUGUGAUUCGAGGGUUUUUUCGUUUCACCAUUGCACUUACCAAAUGGUGUUUCCUCCGAUUUAUUGGUGAACAAUCAAAGGUUUCGGUGGUUAUGGGUUAAUUAUUUGAGUCAUGAGCAUAUCUUUUUGGGUGGUUGUUUUUGUGUUUGAGGAAAGUUACGGUGUGCUAGCUUCCUUUUAUUGGUUACGUCAGUGUGGCUGGACUUGCGAUGCGUGUGUACUUUCUUUUUUUUUUGGACAGAAUUUGCCAAAUUCUACCCACAUAUUAUGUGAUCAAAUUUUUACAGAUUUAGUCAAAAUUCGACUUGCGCCCGCAACACAAACAGUUUAGCCUAAAUCUCUACCUACUUUUUCUAAUUUUUGCUAUGAGAAAAAGUGAAAAAAUUCUUUGAGAGUGACUUUAGGAGUACAUGAAAUUUUUUACCUUAAAUGCACUGUUUUCAUACAUUGCUCAGCUUCUCUAAGAUUAGUUAGACUAUUUAUUUCUUCACUUACCGCAACAUGUCCGUGUUUUGUCACCAAAUGUUCUUUUUUCAAUUCCUGCUUUAUAGCUUAUGAAUUAUGGUGGAGUAUUGCUUGUCUUAAAACAUAUGUGUCCUAUUUCAGGCAAGUGUAUAUAAAACUGGCUCGGGAUUGUGUGCUGCUUUUCUGGCCAAUAUUGGUACCCAAUCAGAUGCAACUAUGAAUUUCAAUGACAAUUCUUAUCAGUUACCCCCAUGGUUUGUGACCAUCUUACCUGACUGCAAAAAUGUAGUGCUUAACACCGCAAAGAUUAAUUCUCUAACUACAAUUCCAAAAUUUGUGCGUCAAUCUUCGAGCAAUGCAGUUGAUGCUUCAGGAGGAUUUAUAUCUGGCUGGAGUUGGUUUAACGAACCAAUUGGUGUCUUAAGUAGCAAUGCAGUCAUGAAACCAAGGUUAUUAGAGCAAAUAAACAUUACAGCUGACAAAAGUGACUAUCUAUGGUAUUUGUUAAGCACUAACGUUCAAGUUGAUGAGCCUUUUCUUAAAGAUGGAUCUCAAACUGUUCUUCAUGUGGAAUCUCUUGGCCUUGCCCUUCAUGCUUAUAUUAAUGGGAAACUUGCAGGUGAUGUGAACUAAAAGAUUGCAAGUACAUGUAUUUCUUGGGAAGUGAUUUUUUCUUCAUAUGUUUGUUUAUUUGUUGUUCGUACCUCUUUUGGAGGUCGAUGCGCUCUUUCUUCCUUCUAAUCUGUUAGUCAUGGAUACAUAUCACAUCAAAUGCAAUUCACUACCUGCAAAAGAUACUAAUGUAUUGGCAUUUUAUCUCGAUUAA